AUGUGGGGCCUGGGUCCAGUCGGGGGCCAGAGCCAGACCCCUAGGGCAGAGGGCACACGGCUCCUGCAGGAGGGAGCUGGGAGACUAGGCAGCUCCAUGUAGGUCCACGUUUAGGUUGGGAGGCUCCACCAUGAAGAAGGUCAAGAAGAAAAAGCCAGAGGCCAGGCGCCGCCGAGACUCGGCCUCCCAGCACUCCACCUCGCAGCGCGAGGCCUCUGAGUCGCCCUCACAGCAGCCCAGCCCCGAGUCCACCUCACAGCAGCCCAGCUCGGAGUCCACCCCGCAGCAGCUGAGCCCUGAGUCCACUCCUCAGCAGCCUAGCCUUGAAAACACCGCCCAGCAGCCUGCGCCCCAGGCCCUUCCAGCUGCCAAAAUCCACCACUCCUCUGAGGGCCUAUCUCCUGCCUCUGACACAAAAGCAGCCCCUCAGUCCAAGAAAACAAGGAAAACAGGGCCUCAGACGCAUGCGGGCCCGCAUUCCUGCUCCUGUGUCGCGUGCCCCGGCAGCAACGCUUGCUGGCGUCGUCUGGGGCUAUGCCAUAGCCGCAUCUUCGAUGUCCUUCUGCCUCGGGACUGGCAGCUCGUGCCAGGGAGAGGACUCCCAAGCCUCCUCACCUUCUACAGAAAACCUACAAGAAAACUCUCCAGUCCUCGUAACUCGUGUCCUCCGAUCUCUGGGGACUGUUGCUGUGGCUCUAGGGGCUCUGGGAGCUGCUUACUACAUCACUGAGACCUCGUGAACGAUGGCCCAGGCCCCCCGUCCGGCAGAUCCAGUUUCCAUCAAAGGAUCUCACUUGUCACCAAAAUAAAAAUAAAAAAAAAAAAAA
This is a messenger RNA of Lemur catta (Ring-tailed lemur), 827 nucleotides long. RefSeq names its product spermatogenesis associated 3 (gene SPATA3). Bases 131 to 730 code for a protein of 199 amino acids. The record is from RefSeq and is a predicted model, not a curated record. NCBI's taxonomy places the organism in Eukaryota, Metazoa, Chordata, Mammalia, Primates, Lemuridae. The transcript is spliced from 4 exons.